ACUAAGCGGGGGCGGUCGCGCAUCAGGGCCGGGCCCCUUGAUUUCCUCUGCCUGGGUGUUCAUUUUGCUUUUCCGGACACAGCAGUGAAAGAAGCCCAGCAGCCUCGGCUCAGUGAAGCAUUUUAGGGGCACUUGCAGGGUGUUUCGAGAGAGGUCAGCAGUGACAUCCUUUCCCGGUACAGCGUGCAUCUUUCAGGAGCAGGGUUCCUGGCUCCUAAUGAGCGUUCAGGACACCUUGCCUGCUCUGAUACUCAGUUCGUUACCAACGAUUUUCAGCUUUCCUCAGUCUUUGGGAAAAGAGCGGCGCCGGAGGAAUUUGUUUUGCUCCUUCAAGACUCGGGAGGAUGAAAGUCAUUACUUGCGAAAUAGCCUGGCACAACAAGGAGCCGGUGUACAGCCUGGACUUCCAGCCCGGCGCGGCCGGCCGGAUCCACAGACUGGCGUCUGCGGGCGUGGACACCGCGGUCAGGAUCUGGAAAGUGGAGAAAGGACCCGAUGGAAAGGCCAUUGUUGAAUUUUUGUCCAACCUUGCUCGCCAUACCAAAGCGGUCAAUGUUGUGCGUUUUUCUCCAAAUGGGGAAAUUUUAGCAUCAGGAGGAGAUGAUGCUGUCAUUCUGCUGUGGAAGGUGAAUGAUAACAAGGAGCCGGAGCAGCUCGCCUUUCAGGACGAGGACGAGGCUCAGCUGAAUAAGGAGAACUGGACUGUUGUGAAAACCCUGCGGGGCCACUUAGAAGAUGUGUACGAUAUCUGCUGGGCAGCUGACGGGAAUUUGAUGGCUUCUGCCUCUGUGGAUAACACAGCCAUCAUAUGGGACGUUGGUAAAGGACAAAAGAUCUCCAUCUUUAAUGAACAUAAAAGUUAUGUCCAAGGAGUAACCUGGGACCCUUUGGGUCAGUAUGUUGCUACCCUGAGCUGUGACAGGAUCCUGAGGGUAUACAGCACCCAGAAGAAACGUGUGGCUUUUAAUGUCUCAAAAAUGCUGUCUGGAAUAGGGGCAGAAGGCGAGGCGAGAAGUUACCGGAUGUUUCAUGACGACAGCAUGAAGUCAUUCUUUCGUCGACUGAGUUUUACUCCUGAUGGAUCUUUGCUCCUCACACCAGCUGGAUGUGUGGAAUCUGGCGAAAACGUAACAAAUACGACUUAUGUUUUCUCCAGGAAAAAUCUUAAAAGGCCUAUCGCUCAUCUUCCAUGUCCUGGCAAAGCGACGCUUGCUGUCCGCUGCUGUCCCGUCUACUUUGAGCUGAGGCCCGUGGUGGAACAAGACGGACCCUCGCAGGAGCCGGGCGUGGAGCUGGUGCACCUGCCUUACCGCUUGGUGUUUGCUGUGGCUUCCGAGGACUCGGUGCUCUUGUACGACACCCAGCAGCCCUUCCCGUUCGGCUACGUGUCUAACAUACAUUAUCACACCCUGAGCGAUGUGUCCUGGUCCAGUGACGGGGCCUUCCUGGCCAUCUCCUCCACGGACGGCUACUGCUCCUUCGUGACGUUUGAGAAGGAUGAACUUGGAAUACCUUUGAAAGAGAAGCCGGUUCUAAGCGUGAGAACUCCCGACACAGCAAAGAAAUCGAAAAGCCAGGGGUCUUCGCCAGGACCCAGGCUGGCGGAGGGGACCCCCACCGGCAGAAUCCAAGACCCCAGCAGUCCCGGCACACCCCCGCCUCAGGCGAGACCAUCUCCAGCCCCCGCAGCGCCUUCAGAGGAGAAGAAGGCCCUGCAGCCUAGCACUCAAAACCCGAGAGCGCCCCCAUCCCGGAGGGUCACUGUGAACACGCUGCAGGCCUGGAGCAAGACGACACCCCGGAGGAUAAACUUAAUACCCUUAAAGACAGAUACUCCACCGCAUUCUGCACCAGCCAGUGUAAUUUCCAGCCCUUCCACAGAAGAAAUUCAGUCAGAGAUGCCCGGAGACCCUCAGGGCAGCCCUCCGGAGCUCAAGCGGCCUCGACUUGGUGAGCGCGAAGGAAGUCCCCAAGGUCUGGACCCUUGAUGAGACCUGCCUGGUGCUUGAGGCCUGCCAGGUCCAGGGACCCCCGUGUGCACGGCGCGGGUGGCCGGGCCGGAGACACCGGAGACUAGCGGCGUUAGGCGGAGCCUGACGGACACCCGGGGACUGACUUGUGUAACAGAAGGUACACAGGGACCAGUUUUCCUGCAGAACUAUGUUUGCUCUUGUACUCAAGAUACAUUUUUACCUCGGCCUUGGGAACAUUUUAAUAGACUAAAUCCUCUUUUUGAUGAGUUUCUGAAGCUGGAACAGUUCCACGUUAUCUAGUGUGAAACCGUGAAUCCUCCCUCGAAAAUUUGUGAAAGUUGAGACACAACACGGGCGGACUCCUCCUGACGCCGGAAUGAGAAAGAGGAGAAAGGUGUUUGAGAAGGUUUAUUCCGUCGAACUGACCUUCUGUGUAGUUGAUUUUUAGGAGUGAGUUUGCUAGUUUGCUUGCUGAUUCUCAAGGUAGACUUGUUCUGGAAAGUUAGGAAGUGAGAAUAAAGUAGGGAAACCGGGUCAGAGAUGGGAUUCCGUGACCAUCAGAAGGAACCUGGUUGCUGUUCAAGCAUAUUUAUUUCCUUGCCUUUUUUUCCCUUAGGGAGAGAAUUGAGAUUUCACUUUAGCUACAGCUUGGUAUCCAAAUAGAUUGACUUUUCACAUUGAUUUUUCAGAGUAAAAGAACUUAGCAAUUU
This is a messenger RNA of Lontra canadensis (Northern American river otter), 2683 nucleotides long. RefSeq names its product chromatin assembly factor 1 subunit B (gene CHAF1B). The record is from RefSeq and is a predicted model, not a curated record. Gene Ontology annotation, biological process: nucleosome assembly; DNA replication-dependent chromatin assembly. Gene Ontology annotation, cellular component: CAF-1 complex; nucleus. The transcript has 13 exons. Gene Ontology annotation, molecular function: protein binding. Bases 345 to 1988 code for a protein of 547 amino acids. NCBI's taxonomy places the organism in Eukaryota, Metazoa, Chordata, Mammalia, Carnivora, Mustelidae.